Messenger RNA from Dibothriocephalus latus, 672 nucleotides. Lineage: Eukaryota; Metazoa; Platyhelminthes; Cestoda; Diphyllobothriidea; Diphyllobothriidae. The record is from the annotation of a GenBank genome assembly.
AUGUCCGACCUGGGUGGAAGAGCUCUCCCACCACAAAACGUUAAAAAACAUCUCUCUGUUGAGGCAGAAGCUCUCCACCUGGGCCCUCUAGUCUCCUUCCAGGGUCGAAUCACCUGUGUUGCCGUCUUUAAUGAGGCUCUGCCUGAAGAUUAUGUCAAGUGGGUCGUUCAGGGUGAGUUGGUGGCUCUUCCAAUCUCCACUCUAUCCCUCUCUCGUCCUCCUUCUCUCCUCUCCCAAGGCGUCAACAACUGCAACCUCAUCACCGACAUGUUCUUGCAGUCCAACUCGCUGAGCCUCCUCUUCUUUUAUCACGCCAAGGCCGUAGACGGGGCUGGCCAGGUUUGCCUGGACCUGGCCAAGUCUGGCGUUGGCCGCGUUGCCAACACAGCACAGACGCUACCACCAGCAAGCGGGGACUCGGUCUCAAACAUUUCCCCAGAGGAUUCUACCGUUGCCAACAGCUGUCUCACGGCUCUCGAGUUUCCAGCCCACCUCAUUGGUCCAUGCCAGCUAACCUCAACAGCUUUUGUGGUCAGUCUUGUUUUUUGUUCUGUUCUUACUACUAUUUAUGCUGCUGCUGCUAUUUCCUCCCUACAGGCAUCUUUUCUGAUAACCUACCUCCGAAGUCUUUAUCGGCCUUCCAGAGCAUUUUUAUGUGCAAGUGCUCCCUGA